Molecule: messenger RNA, 1059 nt
Organism: Soboliphyme baturini
Lineage: Eukaryota; Metazoa; Nematoda; Enoplea; Dioctophymatida; Soboliphymatidae
Source: the annotation of a GenBank genome assembly
AUGUCCAGACGGUAUGAAUACAACAGAAAGAGAAUAGGCACAAUAGCAUGCCUACCGCAAAGCAUAUAUUAUUUGACUCAAUUCGGAUCUUUUCUCUUCGCCUCCUGGUACUUCACUGUUGAACAUGCGUACGAAUCUGCGUUGCUGGGCACCAGCCAAAAUACGAUCAAUCCAAUCGACCUGUUAAUAUUCUGUGAGGGAAAGUCUUGCUCUUUCUUGCCGAAACAGUGCAUAGAAUUUGAUGGAAAUUCGUCAGGAAGACCACCAACUUGUUACUACUUCCCGAUCGCUACGUUCAAAGCCCAGUACCCAUACUUGAACAGCUACUGCUUUUUGUCCCACAAAGACAUUCUUUCUUUACCAAAGUAUUACACGUAUUUGAUGAGAACAGAUAUGGACGUGUUUCUGACUCCGGCUCUGCUGAAAUGGACACCACGUUUUAAGAUAGUCACCGGCAUGGGAGGAUAUUCAGAUAAAUUUAAUCAAAAACGGCUUGUAGAGAUGGCACACAGGUACAAUUUGAGGCACCAGAGGGUUCAUAACUUGGGUUCUACUUGGUUUGGUGAUGCAUCACUUCUGUUGCAGGUCAGCAACCUCAGUUUAUACUUGAGCAAAAGGAUCUACGAAACGGAAUUCGACGCGAAACGGUUUCCAGAAAUAGCCACAUUCAUGAACCACUCUCCAAAAGGAAAAUGGACGGAAUGGUGGCGACCAGUGUCCACAAUGUACGGCCAGGAACUGGCGUUGAAUCACCUGGUCGACAACAUAAAUAACAGCUACAUUGGGAGCCGAAUGUUCGACAUUCCGUCGUGUGGAUCGAUCAACGCCUUACAACAACCUCAUAUCCACACGUGGCAUAUGUUAUGCGAGUUCAACAAGUUUACCUUCUUGAAUGCCGUCGCGAAGAAAUUAAAACAGGGCCAGUAUCCGUUGGUUCCACCAGCGUUCGAAGGCGAUCGCAUGGCCGCGUGCUUGUCCGUAAGACAGUAUUGCACUUAUAUCGCUUGGAACUCGUUGGUCCGUCAUUCGGACUGGGCCAACAGCUUAAGGAAUUUUUGA